AUGGGAGUGACCAUGAGAGUUGCGAAAAAGGUUAGUUGCUCUCACUUUCAGUCGAUUACGAGAACAGUCAAAAGUGUGAUUUGCAAGGGGAAAGCUCCUGUUGACCCUGAGUGUGUAGGAAAAAUCAAUGUAGCUCAUGUUUACUUUGAAGGCGAUAACAUUUACGAUGUUUUGUUAAACCAGACCAACGUACAAAAUAAUAACACAUGCACAUAG
This is a messenger RNA of Trichobilharzia szidati, 216 nucleotides long. The record is from the annotation of a GenBank genome assembly. NCBI's taxonomy places the organism in Eukaryota, Metazoa, Platyhelminthes, Trematoda, Strigeidida, Schistosomatidae.